Molecule: messenger RNA, 2627 nt
Organism: Styela clava
Lineage: Eukaryota; Metazoa; Chordata; Ascidiacea; Stolidobranchia; Styelidae
Source: RefSeq, a predicted model, not a curated record
CGUUAUGAAUACGACUAUAAGUUUAACGUCAGAAGGAUUUAACAAUGCUGAUUCAGAGACUGAAUUUCUCUUGUACACGGAAAAACAAUUGUUUGAAAAAUAUGGAAAAGUUAAAGAAGAAAUCAAAUGGAAAGAAAAGAUUAGAAUAGUUGCGAAAGAAAAAUGUACAUGUUCGGCGCAACGCUUAAAGAAGUUCGUAUUUUCAGUUUUACCAAUUUUACAAUGGAUUCCUAAAUAUAAUCCACGAAAACUAUUGUUUGGAGAUAUUGCUGCUGGAAUAACAGUCGGGAUAGUGCAUCUACCUCAAGGAAUGGCUUACGGACUACUUGCUUCAUUGCCGGCUGUAACUGGACUCUACGUUUCAUUCUUUCCUGUUUUGAUUUAUAUUCUUCUGGGUACAAGCAAGCAUGUAUCAAUUGGAACAUUUGCUGUGGUCAGUCUUAUGAUAGCGCAAGUGAUUAAUAAUCACGUGACCCCUUGCCCGGAUGUGGGUAGUAAUUCGACGGCAUAUUCUCCUACUUCAUUCAAUCUUAGUUCUACCACUGUAACAUAUGAUAUGGUGACGACAUCGUCCGCUUCUGUCUCAUGUGAAGCUGCGUUGGCUAAACGUAAAAUGCAAAUUGCGGUUGCACUCGCAUUGGUCUGUGGAAUAAUACAGGUGGCGAUGUCAAUAUUUCGACUUGGGAUUAUUACUAUAUAUUUAUCAGAAUUUCUUAUUUCUGGCUUCACGUGCGGGGCAGCGUUUCACGUUUUAACAUCACAAGUGCCAAAGUUAAUAGGAAUUACUGUAUCUCGACAUUCAGGGCCUCUUGCAUUAAUUUAUACGUAUAUAGAUAUUUUUAAAGAGAUUAUUAAAAUAAACUGGGCAACAACUGUUGUGUCCAUUUGUUGCAUUGCACUGCUCAUCGCAGGAAAAAUAAUCAACGAAAAGUUUCAUGAUCGUUUACCCAUUCCUUUACCUUGGGAAUUAGCGAUUGUCGUGUUUUCUACGAUCGCAUCAUACUUUGGAUACUUCAAUAAAAAUCACGGAGUACAAAUUGUUGGAAAUAUUCCCACGGGAAUUGAAACUUCUAUUCCACAAGCGAGUGACAUCGGUUUAGUAUUUUUAGAAGCAAUUCCAAUUGCAAUUGUCGCGUUUGCUAUUGAAAUUUCAUUGUGCCAAAUGUUUGCAACUAAGCAUUCAUAUAAAGUCGACUCAGAUCAGGAAUUAUUAGCCAUUGGAGUUGGGAAUAUAUUUGGUUCGUUUUUCUCUUGUUUUCCUUCGGCAGCUUCUUUGUCAAGGUCGGUGAUAUGGGAUGAAGUUGGCGCCCAUACACAGAUCACGGGGAUAUUUUCAUCUAUAUUAAUUUUGAUUAUUCUACUGUGGAUCGGUCCGCUGUUUGAAUCGUUACCACAAGCAGCACUUGCCGCCAUCAUCGUAGUCAAUCUCAAAGGUCUGUUGAAGCAGUUUGAAAAGAUACCGGCGUUAUGGAGAGUGAACAAACUCGACGCUUUGACAUGGGUUGUCACAUGGCUUGCUGUAAUUCUUCUGGGUGUAUCUCUCGGACUUGGCGUUGCUGUUGCAUUUGGAAUGUUUACUAUCGUUCUUAAAACUCAAAUUGUGAAAGGAUCAGUUCUUGGUGUCGUUGGAUCCGGGGAAUAUCGAGACGUUGAUAAAUACAAGACAAUGAACGAUGAAAAUUCUAACAUUAUUGUAUUUCGUUAUCCAGCACCUAUUAUUUAUGCUAACAGAGAAAGUUUCAAACGCCAGGUAACCCAUUCCCUCGGAUUUGAUCCAGUGUUGGAGGCUAGCAGAACGAAAAAAAAGAAAAAAGAAACUGGAACUCUUGUGGGUGACAAAAAUGGGGCGAUUCCAAACUAUUCAGCAGCCAGAAACAGUAACCGAGAUCCCGAAAAUGGACUUCCUGGUUCACCCGGAAACAAUUCGAACUCUUCCCUCAACAAAGCAACGCCAACAGAGGCCAAUAUUACAAACGGGUAUACAGCAGGGAGAAAAAUUCCCGUUCAAAGGUUAUCGAGUGAUCAGGGAUUAAUGGGACAUGAAACCGACACUUCUUCAAAAAAGAUUACUCAUUUCGUCUUGGACAUGAGUUCUUGUCCAUUUAUUGAUAACGAUGGUGCCAAAACGAUAAAAGCAAUACACCUAUCGUUUCUACAACUCGGUGUUAAAUUCUUCAUAUCCUGCCCUAACGCCGAAAUUCGACGAAUAAUCACUGUAGUAUGCGAAGAGAAGAUGCCACUUUUCUUCGUUUCACUAAAGAAAGCAACAGAAGUCGCGCGAGGUGAUGUUGUUGUGGAAUUUGAUGACGCUGGGGACGUUAUACCAACAAAUACAGGCGACGACGAGACAAACUUAUAACAGGACAUACGGUGACCGUGUGACAAUCGGUCGUCAUACAGCAAGAGCAGAUUUAAGAGAUGAAUCGUGACAACCAUACCAGCCACACGUGGAAGAAGAUAUAUGUAUUGCAUCGGCGAAAGCAUACAGCAAACUUUCAGUGCUGAUAACCCACUACAGAAAGCUAUAUAACUCAAGGAGAGAAAGGCCGAUAACAGAACCGUCAAGCCUGAGAAGAAGCCUUGCUGCGUAUGAUAAGAUUUAUAUAUUCAUACCGGUAAGAGAGGAA